Clupea harengus (Atlantic herring) is the source of this 3536-nucleotide messenger RNA. RefSeq names its product DNA ligase 4 (gene lig4). Gene Ontology annotation, molecular function: ATP binding; DNA ligase (ATP) activity; DNA binding. The record is from RefSeq and is a predicted model, not a curated record. Gene Ontology annotation, biological process: nucleotide-excision repair, DNA gap filling; double-strand break repair via nonhomologous end joining; DNA biosynthetic process. Gene Ontology annotation, cellular component: DNA-dependent protein kinase-DNA ligase 4 complex; DNA ligase IV complex. Lineage: Eukaryota; Metazoa; Chordata; Actinopteri; Clupeiformes; Clupeidae.
UCCGGUCAGGUGACUGGUCUUAACCAAUCAUUACUUAGAAUUACUUCCGGGCGGAGCGGAUCGUCUUUUUACCACCCUUCGUCUACCGAUACUCUGCAUACUGGAAAGUUCUCUGAAGGAAGGACUCGGUCCUUUGUAGAUUUCGAACAAUCGCGACGGGAUUCGAUGACGUAGCCGUCGCAGAUGUCAAGGGUCCUUCUCCUUACAGAAACACCUUUAACUACCGCUCCAAACUGAUUUCGGUCGGUCAGGAUGCUAGUUAAGACAACCUAGCCAACCAUUUCUAGAAAUUCCAUGCACAAAGCCUCCACUACUACGCAGGUAGAUCGGGUCUUAUCCAAAUAUGGAAGAAAACUCAGCAAGGGUUUCUGGUCCUCAGGACUCGGUGGCUGCUCAAGUCCCCUUCAUUCACCUGUGUUCUACCCUUGAAAAGAUCCAGAGAGCAAAAACACGCCCAGACAAAGUCAAAUCUUUGCAAGAGUUUAUGGAUUCAUGGAGAAAAUUCCAUGCUGCCCUGUAUGAAGCCAAAUCUGAUCCCAGUGACUCAUUCUACCCCGCUAUGCGGCUUCUUAUUCCUCAUUUUGAAAGGGAGAGGAUGGCUUAUGGAAUCAAAGAGAAUAUGUUGGCCAAGCUCUACAUUGAAGUCUUGGGUCUUCCAAGGAAUGGGCCUGAGGCCAAUAAACUCCUGAACUACCGUGCUCCGACAACUUCCCAGGAAGAGACCGGGGACUUUGCAGGCAUGGCUUACUUCGUCUUAAAGAAACGUUGUGAUAGCCAGGGGAAACUAACAAUAAAACAAGUGAAUGACUUUCUUGAUUCUGUCGCAAUACACAACGGCCAAAAGCAGAAAGACCAAGUGAAGAAGAGCCUCCUCCAUCUGAUCACCCAGAGUUCUGCCUUGGAACAGAAGUGGCUGAUCCGUAUGAUUUUGAAGGACAUGAAGCUUGGGAUCAGCAAGGAGACUGUGCUUCAGGUAUUCCAUAAGGAUGCCCCUGAGCUCUACAAUGUUACUACUGACUUGAACAAGGUGUGUCUGAAGCUCCAUGACCCAACUGUGUCCCUCAGUGAGGUCUCCAUUGGGGUUUUCUCUGCCUUUAAGCCCAUGUUGGCUGCUGCUGCCAGCAUCCAGCAGGUGGAAAGACAGCCUGUAGGUAAAAUGUUCUUCAUUGAGACUAAGCUUGAUGGAGAACGCAUCCAGCUGCACAAAGAUGGAGAUGUAUAUAAAUAUUAUACACGAAACUCCUUUGAGUACUCUCAACAGUUUGGCACUUCCCCACUUGAGGGCUCUCUCACGCCUUUCAUUCACAAUGUUUUUAAACCUCAUGUGGUGCAGUGUAUCCUGGAUGGUGAGAUGAUGGCCUAUAACCCAUCGGCUGAGACAUUUAUGCAAAAAGGUAGCAAAUUUGACAUAAAGAGGUUAAUAGAGGACUCUGAGUUACAGACGUGUUUCUGUGUUUUUGACAUCCUACUUCUUAAUGACCAGAAAUUCGCAAAUGAGCCCUUGAAAAACCGUCAUGGGGCCCUUCUGACAGCCUUUACACCAGUGAAAGGUCGGAUCCAGCUAGUCCCCAGAGUCGAGGCCAGAACCACACAGCAGGUUGUUGAUGCACUCAAUGAAGCCAUUGACAACCGUGAAGAAGGAAUCAUGGUCAAAGACCCUUUGUCAAUCUACAAACCAGACAAACGUGGGGAGGAAUGGCUGAAAAUCAAACCAGAGUAUGUAGAUGGCCUGAUGGAUGAGCUGGACUUGCUUAUAGUUGGUGGUUACUGGGGGAAAGGCAGGCGAGGGGGCAUGAUGUCCCAUUUCCUGUGUGCAGUAUCAGAAACACCCCUGGCAGGUGAGAAUCCAUCAGUCUUCCAUACUAUUUGCCGGAUUGGGUCUGGCUACACUAUGAAAGAGUUGUAUGACCUUGGGCUGAAGUUGGCGAAACAUUGGAAGGUGUACCGAAAAAAUGAUCCACCAGCAGCCAUCUUGUGUGCCACUGAGAAACCUGAGGUGUACAUUGAACCAUGCAAGUCUGUUAUCAUUCAAGUCAAAGCGGCAGAGAUUGUGGGCAGUGAUAUGUACAAGACUAACUGCACACUUCGCUUCCCUCGCAUUGAGAGGAUCCGGGAAGAUAAGGAGUGGCACCAAUGCAUGACCUUGGAUGACCUCAGUCAAUAUCGGAGUAAAGCUUCAGGAAAACUGGCCUCCAGGCACUUUCAGAUGCAGGAAGGACAGCCUGACCGGAAAAAACGAAAGAAGACUGUUCCUAAGCCUAAGAAGACUGCAGGCAUUAUUGACCACUUUAAGUCUCAAGACUUGUCAGCCAUUUUGAAAGAAACUGACAUGUUUGAAGAUGUAGAGUUCUGUGUGAUUAAUGGGAGUAAGGAACAGUCAAAGGCGGAGCUUGAGAAGGGUGUGGCACGCUGUGGUGGAGUUAUUGUGCAGAACCCAGGGAAAGACACAUACUGCAUUAUUGCAGGGGUUGAGAACAUGCGGGUAAAAAACCUAAUCUCUUCUGACCAGCAUGAUAUUGUUUGGGCCAGUUGGCUUCUUGAAUGCCUGGACCAGACCAAGGUGGUGCCGUGGCAACCAAGGCACAUGAUCCACAUGUCACCAUCCACACGGGACCACUUUGCCCAGGAAUAUGACCCUUAUGGUGACAGCUACUUUGUAAACACAGAUGCACAGCAACUAAGUGAGGUUUUUGGCAGGAUCUCCACCUCAAGCCUACAAGUGCUUAGUGUAGGUCAUGUGGAAGAGAAGUAUGGUUGGGAAGAUCUGCCAACGAGCAUGUUCAGGGCUUUCACAGCCUACAUGGAUUCCUGCACCGACAUUAAGGACCCCACGAGUGUUAUUCUUGGGUCUUGCUUGGAUACAUGUGCACUUGAGUUCCGAUUCCAUGGUGGCACUGUGGUUCAAAAACUUCAAGAAGGGGUGUCUCAUGUCAUUGUUGCUGAAGAGACGAGAAUACUGGAUUUUAGGAAACUCAGAAGACUAUUUAAAAGGAAGUUUAAAAUAGUUAAGGAAACAUGGGUGACCGACUCCAUCAGAGCAGAACACCUGCAGAAUGACAAUGCCUACCUGAUAUGAGGUUUGAGUCUUUUCUCUUGAUAACGAGCUGCAGUGUGUCAUCACAAACAGGAAUAUUAGAAGGACCUUUACUGGUGAUCUAAAAGACCUUGAAUGCAUGCAGUGUACAGUGUACAGUAGUAAAAUGAAAAGUUUAAUAUACAUUAUAUUUAGGUUUAUUUUAUAAUCAAUAUGUUUAUCUGUGCAACUUGUCACAUUCUGUUAAAGGGGAUUUAAAUUUGUCGGAAUUGUACUGCAGCUGAACAAUGAACACUUUGAAGUUGACUGAUGUGGUCAGUAUGAUGACACAAGUCAAACUGUUAAUAUGAAGAAGUACAGAGUAUGAUUUUCACUGUAAAUACUGUAAAACCAAAACAGAAAUCACAAUUGUAAAUCACUGCUUGCCAAAUUCGAUGUUGUACUUUGCACUUGUAAAUUCUGAUCUGUUAAACUACUAAAAAUAAAUUGUAAUUUUUCAAAA